AUGACGACAAAUGAGCUGCCAGCCCUAAAAAUUUAUUGGGAUGGUACAAUAUUAUCGACUCCGGGUGGAGUUGAUUAUGUUUCCGGUAAAUCAGAACUGGUUGAGCUGACGAGUGUAGUGAAUUUUGCACAACUACAAGUCGCAAUUAGAAGGGUAAUUGGGCUGAACAAUGCUGACGAGAUAGUGAAGAUUUAUCUAAGAGUGCCUCGGUUCGAUGAACAUGGAAGAUUUCAAAAAUAUGAUGGUUUUCCUAUGGAGACAGAUGUUCACAUGGAAGCAAUGUGGCACGACUGUGCGGAUGUAGACGAUGGUGAUGAUUUUAGUGAUGAAGAUGAGGAAGAAGAACACUUCUACGGGGCCGUUGCUGAUGACAACGAGGAUGAUGAUGAUGAUGAUGACAUCGGUGGUGACAAUGGAGAUGGCACCCAUGGUGAGAAUGUCGGUGGUGGGUCGGAACAAAAUACAGAUCAUUUUGAGUCGCGCCUUCCUCAUGAGUACACACAUCAGAAUGUUGACGACAUGUGUGUCAAUAUGAAUCUGUGGCCUAAAGAAAAUGCAAUAUGGGAAGCAGGCAAAGAGUUUGAAUUGGGGAUGGUUUUUAGUUCGAGGUAUGCUGUCCAGACAUGCGCGGCGAGUUAUCACAUUGCAGCUAAUAAAGAAUACAAGAGCAGUGUAACAACUGGUAAAACAAUAGUUCUUGUGUGUGUGAACAAUGACACUUGCAAUUGGAGGUUGCGUGCGUCGCUUUUAAAAGGCGAGUCGGACUGGAUAAUAACAAGAUAUAACGGCCCCCACCAAUGCAGCGGCCAAUCAAUGAACCAAGACCAUCGCAAUUUAAGAGCGCGACAGAUAGCUGAACACAUCGACACGCAAUUGCAUCUGCAACGUGACAUUAGGAUUAAAACGCUUCAAGAGGGCAUUUUUCAAAAAUUGCGAGUUAGGCCCGGAUACAAAAAAACAUGGUAUGCCAAGGAAAAGGCCAUUGCAAACAGGUUCGGACAAUGGGACGACUCUUUCAAAGAGAUUUGCCAUUUUAUAACGAAUGUCACCGUUGCUAAUCCCAGGACAGUCUGGCAUGCUACCGGUACACCAAUUGAAAACAAUCCACAAUUCAGAACUUUCAAGCAUAUGUUUUGGACUUACGAGCCAGUGGUGAAGGGUUUUCAGUAUUGCAAGCCUGUGGUGUACAUCGACGGCACCCACACAUAUGGAAAAUACGAAAUGACUUUGUUGAUUGCUUCUGCAAUUGAAGGGAACAAUCACAUCAUGCCGAUAGCUUUUGCCAUUGUGAAGUCGGAAACUGCCGCAUCCUGGAGGUAUUUCAUGAGGAUGUUGAAGAGGUAUGUUUUGGGUGAGCGAAAGGUGUGUAUCAUAUCUGAUCGCGGCUCCGGUAUUAUGAGUGCCAUGGAGGGGCCUGAGUGGGCGGGUGAUACCCACAAGUGGUGUAUUAGACACCUAAUGAGCAACUUCCACAACACCUUCAAGAAAAAAUAUCUCAAAAAGCUUGCUGAAAAAGCUGGACGCGCAUACCAAGAGCAUAAAAGAGAUCGGUACAUGUCAUUGAUAGAGGCGGAUUCACCUGAGGGUUAUGCGUAUCUUGACCGCCUUGAUGUUAGAAAAUGGAGCAUGAGUGGCGACACGUCUGGAAUGCGGCAUGGUGUGAUGACAACAAACUACGCUGAGUCGGUCAACGCGAUGUUAAAGAAUAUUCGGGGGCUCCCUAUCACAGCCAUGUUGGAAGCAAUAUUUAACAAGGUCAACUCCGUAUUCAUUAAGCAUGUGAACGACUACAAAAUGUGGUUGGCAUCCGGUUUCGUGUGGACUCCAGUCUGUGCACACAGAAUUGAGACUUGGGAAAAUAAGUCAAAGACGCAUACGGCUUCACAGUUCAACGUGGCACAGAAGGUAUUCAAUGUAUUGACCCAGUGCGACAAUGUAAGACAAAAGGGUGGCAAUACACAGCAAGUUCGUCUACUGGACGGGACAUGCACCUGUGGAAAAUUUCAACAGUGGAAAAUUCCGUGCUCCCAUGCGAUAGCUGCCUGCAACCAAUACGGAGAGAACUACCGUGACUACAUUUCAUGGUACUACAAAUGCGAGUAUGGAAUCUUAGCGUGGAGCUCUGUUUCAUUUGAACACUUAUGGAAUCGAAAUCGUUGGAUCAAGUCCACUGAAAUUCCAUUUGUUCCUAACAGACAGUGGAUGAGGAAGAAGGGUAGGCCGGUUGAGAGUAGGCGUAGGAAUGAAAUGGACCAGACAUUUAGGGACAGGCGGAAUAGCAACUACUGUAGAAGAUGUCUUACAUAUGGUCAUAACCUUAGUUCAUGUCCUUUUAGAGUUCAGUGA
This is a messenger RNA of Mercurialis annua (annual mercury), 2346 nucleotides long. RefSeq lists its product as uncharacterized. The record is from RefSeq and is a predicted model, not a curated record. The transcript is spliced from 4 exons. NCBI's taxonomy places the organism in Eukaryota, Viridiplantae, Streptophyta, Magnoliopsida, Malpighiales, Euphorbiaceae. The coding region runs from base 1 to 2346 and encodes 781 amino acids. Gene Ontology annotation, molecular function: zinc ion binding.